Carya illinoinensis is the source of this 1651-nucleotide messenger RNA. Its product is annotated as LEAF RUST 10 DISEASE-RESISTANCE LOCUS RECEPTOR-LIKE PROTEIN KINASE-like 2.1. Gene Ontology annotation, biological process: protein phosphorylation. The transcript is spliced from 3 exons. The record is from RefSeq and is a predicted model, not a curated record. Bases 298 to 1479 code for a protein of 393 amino acids. Lineage: Eukaryota; Viridiplantae; Streptophyta; Magnoliopsida; Fagales; Juglandaceae. Gene Ontology annotation, molecular function: protein kinase activity; ATP binding.
AAUCUGUCUGAAUUUAACCAAUUGUGUGAUGCUACUGUGGAAGUUCCCAUUUUCAAAACGAUUGCUUUCAAUGAAGACCCUGUGGGUGGAGCAGCACCGACGUUACUGGUUGAAGCUCUGAAGGAAGGGUUUGAGGUGGAAUACGAUCAAUCGUUGAUAGUUGCCUGUAGUGGGUGUGAGCAGUCAGGUGGGAGAUGCGGCUCUAAUAUCACCUCCCAGUUUGUCUGCUUUUGCCGUGACGGAGUGCAAUCUCCUUUUCUCUGCUCAGACGGCCGGAAGGUCAACAUAUCGAAAGUGAUGAUAAUAGCAUUUGCCAGUUUAUCUAUUGUAAUUGGAGUUCUGAUAAUUGGCCUCUGCUUCAAGAGAAAGUUUACAUCCAUUAAUAUCAUACAUUUUUUCGAGAAGGAAAAUCUAACCCAUCAAAGUGUCGAGACAUUUCUAAAGAAUAAUGGACCCUUUUCAAUAAGAAGAUACAAUUACUCAGAUAUCAAGAAAAUGACCAACUUCUUCAGAGAUCAAUUAGGCCAAGGAGGCUAUGGUUGUGUCUACAAGGGAAAAUUACAAGAUGGUUUUUUUGUAGCAGUGAAAGUUUUGAAAGAAUCAAAAGGAGAUGGAGAGGAAUUCAUUAACGAGGUUACGAGCAUUAGUAGGACCUCCCAUGUCAACAUUGUUACUCUUAGAGGCUUUUGCUUCGAGGGUUCUAAAAGAGCUCUAAUCUACGAGUUUAUGCCUAAUGGAUCUCUCGAGAAGUUCAUAUACCGAAAAGCCCCACCAAAAGUUGAUCAUCAUCAAUUGGGGUGGGAAACAUUAUAUAUGAUUGCAGUUGGCAUAGCUCAAGGAUUAGAGUACUUACACAAAGGUUGUAACACACGAAUCUUGCAUUUUGACAUUAACCCUCACAACAUUCUUCUGGAUGAGAACUUCUGUCCAAAGAUUUCUGAUUUUGGUCUUGCAAAAAUAUGCCCCAGAGAAAAUAGUAUCAUAUCAAUGUUGGGUGCAAGAGGCACAAUGGGAUAUAUAGCUCCAGAAGUAUUUUGUAGAAAUUUUGGAGGGGUCUCACAUAAAUCCGAUGUUUAUAGCUACAGAAUGAUGGUUUUAGAAAUGGUUGGGGGUACAAAUAAUAUAGAUGUUGAGACUGAUCAUACCAGUGAAACAUACUUUCCACAUUGGAUAUACAGACACCUUGAACUAGAUAAAGAACUAUGGAUGCAAGGUAUCAUAAAUGAAGAGGACGAACAAAAUAUAAAGAAGAUGCUAAUAGUGGGUUUGUGUUGUAUACAGACCGACCCGUCAAAUCGUCCAACGAUGAGUAGAGUUGUGGAUAUGCUAGAAGGAAGCCUCGACUCUUUGCAAAUCCCACCGAAGCCUUUUUUGUCUUCCCCAUCACGACCUCUAGGUGAUUCUUCGAGUACAGUGGCUCUCCAUUAUGAUUCUAUUAAAGCAUCCUCAUUGGCUUGGCCAAAUGAGGUGCUUGGCUAAAUUUGGAGUAAUUUGACCCAAAAACUCAUCACAUUGAAUUGGCCAAAUUCAAAAUAUUUUGGACUUCUGCUAUAGUCCAUGGCAAAAAAUGAAAGACUGUUUUCAUUGUCCAAAUAAUAAACAAUUGUUUUCUCACUCCAACCGAGCAAGCGGAAGUGCAGUGUAUGUGUUU